Messenger RNA from Conger conger (European conger), 1060 nucleotides. Its product is annotated as Golgi apparatus membrane protein TVP23 homolog B-like. The transcript is spliced from 7 exons. NCBI's taxonomy places the organism in Eukaryota, Metazoa, Chordata, Actinopteri, Anguilliformes, Congridae. Gene Ontology annotation, cellular component: Golgi membrane. Gene Ontology annotation, biological process: vesicle-mediated transport; protein secretion. The record is from RefSeq and is a predicted model, not a curated record. Bases 82 to 678 code for a protein of 198 amino acids.
CUUCCGCUUCUGAGCCCUCAGGCACGCGGCGCCGAGUUUGUUUACGAACACGUCAUCAGGAAGUGUUCACUGGAGUCCGAAAUGAUUGGGCAGUACGAAGACGACGUCCCACUGUUCGAUGAAGAUGAUGAAACCAGAAAACAGAGGAGUUCAAAGAUAAAGCACCCGCUGGCCUCCUUCUUCCAUCUGUUCUUCCGUGCGAGUGCCAUUCUGGUCUACCUCCUGUGUGAGGUCGUGAGCGGCAGCUUCAUUGCCUACAUGGUCACCAUCAUCCUCCUGCUCUCCUGUGACUUUUGGACAGUAAAGAACAUCACAGGCAGGCUGAUGGUGGGACUGCGGUGGUGGAACCAGGUGGAUGACGAUGGGAGGAGUCACUGGGUGUUUGAGGCCCGUAAGGAGACUGGGAGGAAGGUGCCCUCAAGUGCUGAGUCUCGUAUCUUCUGGCUGGGCCUCAUCGUCUGCCCCAUCCUCUGGGUCUUCUUUGUGUUCAGCACGCUCUUUUCCCUUAAGAUUAAGUGGCUGGCAGUGGUGAUCAUGGGUUUGGUGCUGCAGUGGGCUAACCUGUACGGAUACGUCCGCUGUAAAGUGGGCGGCGGGACUAAUCUGAAGAACAUGGCAACCAGCUACUUUGGUCGACAGUUCUUUAAGCAGGCAAUGAAUAAACAAGAAGAGUUAUAGAGAGACCAAGCUCAACUGGACAUGUUUGCAUCACUGCGAAUUUUCACUGCAAAGUAUUGGUGAAAAUACCUUCUCCUUAAAGGAUCUCUUUCUUAACCUACUGUAACACCAUGGCAAUGAAAACAACUCAGUUUUAUCUUGAGAAGCUCCUCGCUCUACAGAUGUAUUCUACUGGAUGAUAUGUGGUACAUUUAUUGGACUUUGAUCCCGGUGAGGUUUGGUGUUCAUUUCUGUUGAAUACAUGAAGUUGUUUAAUAUAUUAUUGUACAUGACAUGUCUGUACAGUACCUUUCUGGUGUCCAGGGAAGAAAAUACAUUUAUAAAUUUGUAUGUAAACAGAUGUAUACUCCUUUUUUCUUUUAAUAAAAUGAUAUGGAGGAAA